This is a messenger RNA of Camponotus floridanus (Florida carpenter ant), 2193 nucleotides long. It is a transcript of the gene Bulli, whose product is annotated as regulator of MON1-CCZ1 complex. The transcript has 12 exons. The coding region runs from base 172 to 2193 and encodes 673 amino acids. Gene Ontology annotation, cellular component: Mon1-Ccz1 complex; lysosomal membrane; late endosome membrane. The record is from RefSeq and is a predicted model, not a curated record. NCBI's taxonomy places the organism in Eukaryota, Metazoa, Arthropoda, Insecta, Hymenoptera, Formicidae. Gene Ontology annotation, biological process: regulation of autophagy.
AAUAAAGUGUCGCGCGUUCGCGUUGAUGAUAUCGUGUGAGUUUGUGCGCAUAAAGAUCGGAAUUGGACGUCCCGAGGCGAGCGAGUGGAGCGGCCUGUGGAACAGCCGGUGAACGUGUAUCGCAGUUCACAGUCUCGAGAACUGUCAAGCGUUUGAAUCAGAUGAUCAGACAUGCCAGACAUGGAAGCUGACGAUCGGGGGCAGAACGACGAUUAUUAUCUGGAGCUGUCUGCUGAUCCUAUCAGGUUCGAAUCAGUCAGCUGCCUCACGAAUGUGUUUUUCGAUGAUUCGAAACAACAAGUAUUUGCUGUUCGCUCAGGCGGUGUUACAGGAGUGCUCGUUAAGGGCCCGGACCAGAACUUAAAUUUUCGAAUGGAGGACAGAGGCCCGGUAAUAUCUAUCAAGUUCUCUCCUGAUAUGAAUGUACUCGCGAUCCAACGCACUAAUUCAUCAGUAGAAUUUGUUAAUUAUUCCCCUGCAUCCGGCUUGGAUCAUGUCGAAUACUCUCAACCAUGCAAAGGAAAAAAUGCCACAAUAUUGGGUUUUGUUUGGACUCAUGGCACUGAGAUACUUGUAGUCACAGAUCAUGGUGUAGAAUUGUUUCAUGUUAAUCCAGAGAAACGGACUAUUAGAGCACUAAAGUGCUUAAGUUUAGGGGUAAAUUGGUUUGUAUUCUGUCCCAAGAGUUAUCUGGUAUUAUUAUCAUCUGGCACAGUUGGUAAUCAAAUACAAGCAUUGCACAUUACUCCUGGGAAUCUUCAUAAAUUAACUAAGUUUGAAAUUGAACAUAGUAUAACAAAACCAGGAAAAUUAGCUGUUUCUGAAAGAGAUGUAGCAUUGGCUGUAUUAUAUGGAACACCUUGUAUAAUUUUGUUAAGACAUCAACCAGGAGCCAACCGCUCAAUGGGAACAGCAUUUGUAUAUAUUUAUACUGUACAUAAGAUGAUGACCAUUAAAAAGAGUCAUAUGUUAAAACUAGAUGUUAGUGGCAGAUUUGCUAUAAAUGUUGUUGAUAAUCUUAUCAUUGUUCAUCAUCAAGCAUCAAAGACAUCAAUGAUAUUUGAUAUUAUGUUAUCCGGAGUGAGUGAUGGGACAGUAAUGCAUCAUACCAGCAUAGCUAUGGCAAAACCAAUUAAACCAUUUAAUCUUAAAGUACCAGGUACAACCUUAUCCGAUCAGAUGUAUCAACCAUGUCAGUUAUAUUCCCCUAAUUGGGUUGUUUUCCAACCAAAUAUAAUAAUUGAUGUAAAGCUGGGUUGUUUAUGGUACAUUGAACUAAGAUUGGAAGCUUUGGUGAAAUUAAUUACAGAUAAAGUACUCCUUGUAGAAUUUUUAAUGCAGCGGUCAAAUGCUAAGCAAAUAUUAAUACAAGUCUUGCAGGACUUUAUGACACAAUUACCUGUAAGCUUAAUGGAAAUGCCAAUCAUAUUUGAUAAACUUAAUUUUGUAUACAGAAAUUAUUUAGAAAGCGAAAUACAAAAUCAGAUGGGAACACCCUUACAAAAUAAUGUAAAAAAUACAACAGCAGUGGCUGAAAAUUUUAAACAUAAAUUAUUACUUGAUCAAAGUGAUAUGUACAGUCACAUAUUAUCUAAAUUUUCUGAAAACACAAUAGAGCCAAAGAUGAUAAUAUGGGUUUUACUUGAAUAUAUCAGAUCAUUAGCUGAACAUGGAAUACCGGUGCAACAUUACUUGCAUGAAUUGAUCAUCACAACGCUGGUGCAUCGAAAGGCUUAUUAUCAGCUCCAUCAGUUGUUACAAUACCACGUCGUCGCUGAUUCAAAGCCUUUAGCUUGCUUAUUACUUUCUCUGGAAAACUUAUAUCCGGCAGCGCAUCAGUUGGCAUUGGAUAUGUUGAAGCGAUUGGGUAACGCGCAUGAAGAGAUAAUUGAAGUGCUCUUAUCUAAAGGACAUAUUUUGGCUGCUUUGCGAUAUGUUCGGUCAGUUGGGAUGGUGGAUCAGGUAUCUGCGAGAAAAUUCUUAGAGGCGGCGAAAGCUACUGAUGACGCAACACUUUUUCAUUCAGUCUUCAAGUUUUUUGAACAACGCAAUUUGAGGCUACAUAAUACUACGGCUUUCACAAGGGGAGAGCAUUGUCAGCCAUAUGUUCAAUAUUUCAAAUACUUAUUCCAAGGAACGGACAAUGAAUGCAAUUCGGACACGAAUUCGAAUGUUACCACUAUUUCUUCAUAG